UUCAAAAUACCUUAAACGGCUUUAAGAUUUUCACUGAACUACAGAACUAAGAAAUUCACCUGUUGUUAUUUUUGAAGGGACAAUGCAACCUGUUACCUUCGGAUCUUUUUAUCUCAUAGCAUUUUCAGUAAUUCUUAGUUUAAAAUCUCCUUUUUCCGCCGCAGUAGAGCCGCACAAAGAUAACUUUCACAAGCACGAGCAUUUCGGUGCAAACCAGGAACACGAUGUUCGCUACGAUCACGAAGCCUUCCUCGGACCCGAGGCGGAGGAAUUUGAUCAUUUAACUCCAGAAGAAUCCAAGAAAAGGUUACGAGUUAUUGUUGUAAAAAUGAUUGACACUAACAAGGAUGGUCUGGUUUCGGAAGAUGAACUUCGGGUGUGGAUAGAGAAACAGAGAAAGGCAUUUAUGUACGAAGACGUCGACAAAAGAAUCGCUAAAGAGGACAAAGAUGGAGACGGUGAGAUUUCUUGGGAAGAAUACAGAAAGUCGGAAUACGGAGAAUGGGAUAAUUAUGAUCUUCCGAAGGACCACAAUUUACGCCGUCAAAUACGAAAAAAAGAGUACAAAUUCAACAUCGCAGACGCAGACAAAAAUGGCAAAAUGAACAGAGACGAGUACGUGGAUUUUGAGCAUCCGGAAGAGAACAUAAACAUGCAAGAAAUUGCGUUGGAUGAAGUCAUCGAGGAUGUGGAUCAAAAUGAUGACGGCCUCAUCACCGUCGCUGAAUUUCUAGGCCAGUACCACGAGGAAAAAGAACCUCCAGCAUGGGUGGUGCGACAUCGGGCAGAAUUUCACUCAAGGUUCGACAAAAACAAAGACGGUAAAAUGGACCGUGAAGAAGCGAGAGAAUGGGUCUUUCCCGAAAAGAAUGAUUCCCAUGACGAAACACUUCAUCUGAUCGACGGAACAGACGAGAAUGCUGAUGGUUUCCUCUCUGUUGAUGAAAUCUUACUGCACUGGAAUCUGUUUGUUGGAAGUCUAGCCACUGAUCAUGGCAACACUUUGAGAAAAGUUAAACAUACGGAACUCUAGUUCGGUGAAAAAAGUUGAGUUUGGGUUACACUACAACAGAUAACAAACUUAAUAAAUAUAUGCUAGAAUCGAUUCGUCUCAGUAUUCUGUCAAAGCUAUCUUCGUUUUCUAUCAAACUAGCUUAUCUCUUUUAAUCUACAAAUUAAAAUUCUUGUAAUCAGCGAGGGCCUUAAAGUAUGAGAUCGCUAGUAAUCGCUGUAUAGCUAAGAUAUUAUCUUUCUAGACUAAUUUUUUGGUUGUUAAAGGAAGCGAUAACAAGCACAGUCAAAGUGGUUGUAAGAUGUUUGGUUAAUUACAUUCUGUUUUGAUAAUGCUGGAGCUUAACAUUUCCCAAUAAAAUGAAUGCUGAUGAUCUGUUUUACAAGGCGGCGAAAGUCAUGUUAGAGUGUUAACGUUUGUCCGAGAAAUAAAUUUCUUUUCUUUCCUGAAGUUUGUGACGGUAGCUGAUGUAAUUUAAUAUGGAUUACUUUUGCUUGAAAAACUGUAACAUGAGGUCUUCAUCAAUCUCCCUUUUAACAGAAAAAUAACAAUAAAAUGAAUGCUGAUGAUCUAUUU
Pocillopora verrucosa is the source of this 1588-nucleotide messenger RNA. Its product is annotated as calumenin-A. Lineage: Eukaryota; Metazoa; Cnidaria; Anthozoa; Scleractinia; Pocilloporidae. Gene Ontology annotation, cellular component: endoplasmic reticulum. Gene Ontology annotation, molecular function: calcium ion binding. The record is from RefSeq and is a predicted model, not a curated record.